Molecule: messenger RNA, 740 nt
Organism: Cherax quadricarinatus
Lineage: Eukaryota; Metazoa; Arthropoda; Malacostraca; Decapoda; Parastacidae
Source: RefSeq, a predicted model, not a curated record
GAAGUUGUGUUCGAGAUUCAUGCUCGGACUAAGGGAUGGAUCGGCUUCGGGUUCUCUCUGGACGGCGGCAUGAGGGGAAGCGACAUCAUGAUGGCGUGGGUGAAGGACGGCCGCCUCUUCCUACAAGACUACUAUGGUGUGGGGGAAGGAACGCCACUUUUGGACGAUCAUGCUGACUGGAGGCCACUCUACGCUAGAGAGAACGACACCCAUACUAUACUGGUGGUGGUCAGGGAUUUCAACACCUGCGACCCACAAGACUAUGUUCUCACGAAUGACUCGAUGCGUAUGAUAUACGCUUGGGGGGAGGAGGACCCUCAAGGUAAUGUUCCCAGCUAUCACGGCCAUCGACGAGGCAACAGGUAUGCGCUGGUGCUUCUGCCAUUUCAUCGUCAACUCCUGGCGGAGGAGUCGCAAGUAUGGAGAGUAGAGCAGAGUGUCACACUGCCCCACACUCAAGACACCUUCUACUGGUGCCACAUAGAAAAGAUUCCAAAGUGGGAAACCAAACAUCACUACAUUGGGGUGAAUAUUCCAAGGACUAGAUAGUAUUCCCAAAGUGGUAACUUCAAGCGAGGGACAGAUUUUUUUCUUAGUCUGUUUUUUUUUUGUUUAAAAACUGAGAACGCCAGAUCCAAUCAACUUCAUAUGUUUAAUGUUGAUUUACUGCAAUUAUUGAAAGGGUAAUGCAACUAUUUGCAUGUGCUUGUGCUCUCUGGUCAGUUUUAUAUAAACAAUUC